AUGAAGUUCAUAAUUUUUGUGAUAUCUGCCGUAUUGAUCCUGAGUUUGGCAUCCCAACUGGAGGCUCGCAAAAGCUUCUAUUGCCUGUGGAGCACCAAAAGGACCUGCUCCAAAAGUACCCCAAGAUGCAUCCGAAUACAAACUGGAGUUGAUUCAAGCGAUGCGGCCAUCUAUUCAUGCAAAUACUAUCGCAACGAUUGCCAGUAUCUUCUGGACAGCUGCAAGGGAGAGACAAUUUAUGGUCAACUUGGUGCAGCGGCUGAUGUGCUUACCUAUUGUAUUAUGAAAAGCAUCGCAAUCGGGGGAACCGGGGUUUGCACAUAGAUCAGUUAUCAGGGGUGCCAGCGAAAUCACUUAAAAAUGUGUCUGAAAGUAUUCAACAACAUGAUUUUAGUUCGAAAGUUCGAUGGAUUAUUUUCACUGCUUAUUUUUGGAUACCUUUAUAAUCGAAUUCAAACCUCUAGUGAUUUAUUCGGCACCUCUUAUUUCAUUUAAUUCAUUUUAAUACCCUAACUUGUCUAAUAUUUAUCGUUUAUUGAUAUGUAUU
Molecule: messenger RNA, 547 nt
Organism: Drosophila rhopaloa
Lineage: Eukaryota; Metazoa; Arthropoda; Insecta; Diptera; Drosophilidae
Exons: 2
Coding region: 1-324 (107 amino acids)
Source: RefSeq, a predicted model, not a curated record